UGAAGGAGCAUUGGCCAGAAGUUCGCCACAACUCGCAAAUGCACGCCAGCCACAGAUAGUACAGGUUCUAUAAUUUCUCAAAUGCCGUGUGUUCUCUAGCAUCUGCAACAUUGUAGUAGAUUCUAUUAUUUUCCCCUCUCGAUGAUUUCCUCGCCCGGCGGCAUUUCGCCGUCGCUCAAGACAGAGCUUUAUAACCCUACUGCUAAUCGGGGUUCUGUCCCCGUGAGGACAACAUUUCAACACAGAAGCAAAUGUGUAAUGAAUAGGAGAAGUUUUGCUUUUAGGGGAAUUGUGGCUUCUGGAGUUUCAGUCAUGGGCUCUUCUGCGGUUAUCCAACCUGCUGAAGGGAUGGAAAGAUUACCUUUCAAACCAGAGGGGUAUAACUUCUGGACAUGGCGGGGUCACAAAAUACAUUAUGUUGUUCAAGGAGAAGGCCCUGCAAUAGUUCUUAUUCAUGGUUUUGGUGCUUCUGUGUUUCAUUGGAGGUAUAACAUACCAGAGCUGGCUAAAACGCACAAGGUCUAUGCCUUAGACUUGCUGGGAUUUGGGUGGAGUGACAAAGCAAUUAUUGAGUAUGAUGCCAUGGUGUGGAGGGACCAAGUUGUCGAUUUUAUGAAGGAAAUAGUGAAACAGCCUGCAGUUUUAGUUGGAAACAGCCUCGGAGGAUUUACUGCUUUGGUUUCAGCAGUGGGGUUGCCUGAGCAAGUUUGCGGAGUUGUAUUACUGAACUCCGCUGGGCAGUUUGGAGAUGUGAAUAAGUUGGCAGAUCAACCAGAAGAAACCAGCUUCCAGAAGCUCAUUCUGAAGCCACUGAAAGAUUUUUUCCAGCGGAUAUUUCUUGGAGUUCUUUUCUGGCAAACUAAACAACCGGCUAGAAUUAUUUCUGUUUUGAAGAGUGUAUACAUAAAUUCUGAAAAUGUGGAUGACUAUCUGGUAGAGUCUAUAUCAAGGCCAGCAGCCGAUCCGAAUGCCAGAGAAGUUUACUACAGAUUGAUGACAAGAUUCAUGUUCAAUCAAAGCAAAUAUACUUUAAACAGUGUACUGGAUGAGCUGCGUUCCCCACUGUUGUUGCUGUGGGGUGAAUUAGAUCCAUGGGUCGGUCCUGCUAAGGCCAACAGAAUCAGAGAACUGUAUCCCAAUACAACUCUUGUCAAUUUGAAAGCAGGGCAUUGCCCACAUGAUGAAGUUCCAGAGCUUGUCAAUUCUGCUUUGAUGGAUUGGCUAUCAACCCUACAACUACCUCAUCCCUCUCUUCCAACACUCUGACAUUCUUCUCAAAUUUUAUUGUACUCACACUUCACUUUUGUAACUGAACUGCACAUUUUCAGAUUUUUUAUACUUAAAUGCUUUAUAUGAAACUAGAGAGUAAGUUAGUUCUGCAUGAAGAAUGAAUGCAUGUUGUUGUUGA
Molecule: messenger RNA, 1408 nt
Organism: Momordica charantia (bitter melon)
Lineage: Eukaryota; Viridiplantae; Streptophyta; Magnoliopsida; Cucurbitales; Cucurbitaceae
Product: alpha/beta-Hydrolases superfamily protein
Cellular component (GO): chloroplast
Source: RefSeq, a predicted model, not a curated record